UUUUUUUGAAUUUUUAGAAAUGUUAAUAUUAAUCCAUUUAAUUUUUUAUAUAUUUAUUUGUUCACUGCAAAGCUUAACAAAGAAUGUUUAUGGAGUUGAAGGAUCAAGUAAAGGAUUUAAUCUAAAACAGUUAGAUUUUAAAUAUAAUGAAGAUGGGCAAACGUUGAGCAUCAACCGCGACAAGCGUUACUUACCUGGCGGAAGAGGUGAUGGAGGUGGAGAUGGAUGGGCCGGUUGCUCUGGCCCAGAAUGCAGUAGAGGGUAUUGCUUAAAUGGCCAUGACUGCAUUUGUAGGCCUUGCCCACGUCCUAGACCAAGUUAUCAUUGGAGAAGACCUCAAAUUAGACGACCAUAUUAUCGGAGGCCGAGACCGAGACAUUACAAAAGGAGAAGGCCUUACUGGUGGCUUAGAAGAUAUGUGGUUAUUGAAUACUAA
Messenger RNA from Meloidogyne enterolobii, 436 nucleotides. Lineage: Eukaryota; Metazoa; Nematoda; Chromadorea; Rhabditida; Meloidogynidae. The record is from the annotation of a GenBank genome assembly.